AUUCCACCGUAUAAUCUGUCCCACUCCUCUCUCUUUUCACUCCUAGCUUUCCCUUCGAUCUCAAUCUAAAAUCCCAACCACCAUUGCUUCAGUUUCAGAAGCAAACUGCAUUUUCUUCUAAUUCUAGGUUAUUCUAAUCACUUGUUUACUAAAGUUUGACAAUUUAAUUUAGUUAAUUCUUGUUAUUUUUCGCGAAAAAAAAAAAAGAAACGAAAAAGAAAGCUGAUCAGGAUUCAGAAACAGAGUGGUGAGAAGCUGAUAAACAAAGAAAGGGGUCGGAGAUCUGAAAUCUGCCAAAAUUUCGACUGCCAUCAUUUCGUAUUCAGUGCAUUCAUUCGUUCAUUUCCAUCAAUUCACGCUUUCCUAGACCAUAAAUAAACGGGCCAUCGCUCUUUCUCUCUCUCCCUCUGCGCAUCAAAUUUUCCAGAGUUCUGGCAUUUUUCUUGAAGACUGUGGAGGGUUGCUCAUUUUGUACCGGAUGCUAUGAUGCAUUUAUAGGCCUUUAGUUUCUAUUUGAUCACUGAUUGUCUCGUGGGAUUUUUGGAUCUGCUUCUUUUUAUCUCUGGCAAAGUAAAGGUGUGUUUUUAGCUCUCAUAUCUACUAGGGUUUAAGGUUUGUAGGAAGAUUAGCUUUUUGAGGGGCGAAAAUUUGCUACUACUGCAUCAUAUUGAUUUUGAGGUGGUAUUAGCAAGUUUUCCAAUUGACCGUAGAAUUAUCCAAAUGGUUCAGAUGUAAUGCAUUUAUUUUGCCUCCCCAUUGUCUUGUCUUGUUGAUUUGCCAAGGGGAUAUCUUCUCCUCAAAUCUUAUCCUUUUGGGGACAGAGGUGCACUCUGGGGAGUCAAUUUUCAGGUUGGGUUUUGUAGGGUUUAAGCAAUUGUUCUCGUUUGGGGAUUCGGUAUGUUAUUGUCUCUUGUAUUCUUGCUGUUGAUGGAUUCUUUAUGUCUUCCGAUAAGCCAUUGCUGCCCGAAUCUGAACCAUUCUCUACUCCAAACCCCCAGCCCCUACAUCAGCGCCUUAACUCGUCCUUGAGAUUCAGCUCAUUGCGAUGUUUGCGCCGUGGCAGAUCAUUCUCUUCCGGGGUGUCUGAUGAGACGCAAGAUUGCGAUUUGUAUCAUCUGAAGGAGUUUGAGAAUAAUUCUGCUGCACUUGAAGGUGAAUCUCUUUCAGGAAAUUUAUCAGAACGCCCUGCAUUCCAGCUUGGAAGAAAGGGAUUUUUGUCAUUUGAUCUCCGUCAACAAUGCCCCUCAAGAGCACGGAAACGCUUUGUGUCAUGGGGUGGUGUAAUGGAUGUGCAGCAGAAUGAUAAAGCCGUUGAAGUUUCUGGGGCUUCAUCUCACAUUUCUCCUUCUUGGUUACAGGCCGUGGACAAACCUCAGACAUCUCAGAGGUCUGAGAGGUUUUUUCACUUAAGUAUGCAGCUUGAAGAUAAUAUGUCACGUCAUGAUAACCCCAGGUUGAUACAUAUUAAUGAUCCAAAGACGACAUGUGAUAAUUCUCAGUUUUCUGGGAACGAGAUCCGCACCAGCAAGUACACAUUGCUUAACUUCUUGCCCAAAAACCUUUUCAUUCAGUUUCACAGGGUGGCUUAUUUGUAUUUUUUAGCCAUUGCUGCUUUGAACCAGCUUCCCCCUCUUGCUGUAUUUGGCAGAACUGUUUCCCUAUUCCCUCUUCUUUUUGUGCUUACUGUCACGGCUGUCAAAGAUGGUUAUGAGGAUUGGCGGAGACACAGGUCUGACAGGAAUGAGAAUAAUCGGGAGGCACUAGUGCUACAAUCAGAUGGAUUUCGUCCCAAAAGGUGGAAAAUGAUUCAGGCUGGUGAGGUAUUGAAGAUCAGUUCCGAUGAAACUAUUCCUUGUGAUAUGGUGUUGCUAGGAACGAGUGAUCCUAGUGGAAUUGCCUACAUACAGACGAUGAAUUUGGACGGCGAGUCAAACUUGAAAACAAGGUAUGCUCGACAAGAAACUAAUAAACUUUUUCUUGAAGGGACUAUGAUAUCUGGUAUCAUCACUUGUGAGCAGCCAAACAGGAAUAUCUAUGAGUUCAUGGCCAAUAUGGAGCUGAAUGGGCAUUGUCUUCCUCUCAGCCAAUCCAAUAUCGUUUUGCGUGGCUGUCAGCUGAAGAACACGGAAUGGGCAAUUGGUGUUGUGGUUUAUGCUGGGCAGGAUACAAAAGCUAUGCUGAAUAGUGCAAUGUCCCCUUCUAAAAGAAGCAGACUGGAAACCUACAUGAACCGGGAGACAUUUUGGUUAUCAGUUUUCCUUCUAAUCAUGUGCCUUGUUGUUGGCCUAGGGAUGGGUUUAUGGUUAAACCGCCAUAAGUCUCAGCUUGAUACCAUGCCUUACUACCGGAAAGUUUACUUCCAAAAGGGAAAAGAUGGCAAGAAGUACAAGUAUUAUGGAAUUCCCAUGGAGACAUUUUUCUCAUUCUUGAGUUCUAUCAUAGUUUUCCAGAUAAUGAUUCCGAUAUCCCUCUAUAUCACGAUGGAGUUGGUGCGGUUGGGGCAAUCAUAUUUUAUGAUUGGUGAUCAGCAUAUGUACGACAGUUUGAGCAAUUCUAGGUUUCAGUGCAGAUCCCUGAAUAUUAAUGAGGACUUGGGGCAAAUACGAUAUAUACUGUCUGAUAAGACAGGCACACUGACAGAAAACAAGAUGGAAUUCAAGAAAGCAAGUAUCUGGGGGAAAAGUUAUGGUGACUCUAAAGAUGGUUCACAGGACACAGAUGCUGAAGUGGAAGAGACUAUGGUGGGUGGAAGAAAAUGGAAGCUUAAAUCCGAAAUCACCCCUGAUCCUGAACUCAUCAAAUUAUUGUACAAAGAUCUACAUGGAGAAGAAAGAAUUGCUGCGCAUGAGUUUUUUCUGACUCUGGCAGCUUGUAACACUGUGAUACCCAUCCUUACUGGAAGUCCUUCAAGUAUUUCUGGCAGUUCAUUGAGUGAUGGCCCUACCUCUAUAGACUAUCAAGGUGAGUCUCCCGAUGAACAGGCACUGGUUGCAGCUGCCUCUGCUUAUGGCUAUACGCUUUUUGAGCGGACAUCUGGGCAUAUUGUGAUUGAUGCCAAUGGUGAGAAAUUAAGGUUGGAUGUAUUGGGUUUGCAUGAGUUUGAUAGUGUGCGUAAAAGAAUGUCGGUUGUCAUUAGAUUUCCCAAUGGUACUGUAAAGGUGUUGGUGAAGGGGGCUGAUACAUCAAUGUUCAGCAUCUUAGAAAAAGAUCUUCCAUGUGAUGAUCGCAUGAGACAUGUAACGCAAGGUCAUCUGAAUGAUUAUUCAUCUGAAGGUUUACGCACCCUGGUUGUUGCAGCUAGGGAUCUUAAUGGUGAACUCCUUGCAGAGUGGCAACACAUGUAUGAAGAUGCAUGCACAUCUUUGACUGAUAGAGUUGUAAAACUGCGCCAAACAGCAGCUCUCAUUGAAUGCAACCUGACCCUUCUUGGAGCCACAGCUAUUGAGGACAGGUUACAAGAGGGUGUACCAGAAGCCAUCGAGUCCCUGCGGCAGGCCGGAAUAAAGGUGUGGGUUCUCACUGGUGAUAAGCAAGAGACAGCAAUAUCUAUUGGUCUCUCUUGCCGACUCUUGACUCCAGAUAUGCACCAAAUCAUUAUCAAUGGAAAUUCAGAACAUGAAUGCAGAAAACUAUUAUGUGACGCCAAGGCCAAAUACCAUGUCAAUUCUGCAAGUUGCUUUGACAAUAUGACAAAUUUGAAGAGGAAGACUGAACUUAAUUUUGUUGAAAUGUCUUCUCAAACAAAGUCUUCCAAUGUGUCUCAACAGAUUGUAGGCGAGGAAGACCGACCUACUUUUGGCCCAUUAGCCCUUAUAAUUGAUGGGAACAGUCUGGUAUACAUAUUAGAGAAAGACUUGGAAUACGAGCUAUUCAACCUCGCCACUUUGUGUAAAGUGGUGCUCUGUUGUAGGGUUGCACCCUUGCAGAAGGCUGGAAUUGUGGACAUGAUUAAAAGCCGCACUGAUGAUCUUACACUAGCCAUUGGUGAUGGGGCUAAUGAUGUUUCCAUGAUCCAAAUGGCGGAUGUUGGUGUUGGAAUUUGUGGUCAAGAAGGGCGCCAAGCAGUGAUGGCAUCAGAUUUUGCUAUGGGCCAAUUCAGAUUUUUGAAAAGACUGCUUUUGGUGCAUGGACACUGGAAUUAUCAGCGUCUUGGCUAUCUCAUUCUCUACAAUUUUUAUCGCAAUGCUGUUUUUGUGUUGAUGCUUUUCUGGUAUAUCUUAUGUACAGCCUUUUCUACCACUUCUGCAUUGACAGACUGGAGCAGUGUUUUUUACUCCGUCAUAUAUACUUCAGUACCUACGGUUGUUGUCGGUAUUCUGGACAAGGACUUAAGUCACAAGACAUUACUCAAAUAUCCAAAGCUCUAUGCAGCAGGGCACCGACAAGAGAGUUACAAUAUGUCCCUCUUCUGGAUUACAAUGGUUGACACAUUAUGGCAGAGUCUUGUGCUCUUCUAUGUACCAUUGUUCACCUACAGAGAGAGCACCAUUGACAUAUGGAGUAUGGGCAGCUUGUGGACAAUAGCAGUUGUUAUAUUAGUUAAUGUGCACUUGGCAAUGGAUAUUCAGCGCUGGGUAUUUGUUACUCAUGCUGCUAUAUGGGGCUCGAUUGUUGUAACAUAUGGUUGCAUGGUGGUGCUUGAUUCUAUACCUGUCUUCCCAAAUUAUGGGUUAGUCUACUUCACAAUCAUCAUAUUUGUUGAAAAUGAUCAUUUAUUGUACAUCUAUAAGAUGCACCAAUACUCAUCCAUGGUUGACACUGUGAAAUUGUUGUUGUUUUGCAGCACAAUAUACCAUCUUGUAAAAUCACCAGUUUACUGGCUCUCCAUUUUACUCAUAACGGUUAUAGGAUUGCUCCCCCGGUUUAUUUUCAAAGUUUGCCACCAGAUCUUCUGGCCCUCUGAUAUCCAGAUUGCUAGAGAAGCUGAAAUAUUGAGAAAAAGGCGACCUUUUUUUGGGUCAAAUGUGGAUCAGGAUUCAAUCUGACAUGCAUGCUUGCUAAAUUUCUCUUGUUUGGCGAGCCUUUCCUCAAGCGUGUUGAGAUGUGCCCUCCAAAUGGUGUUCAGGUUUUGAAAUUAAGCGGUAUGACCAACAUUAUGUUGUUUAGUUAUGGUUUUAUAGACAACAUUAUCUGUUCUUAAGCUGUGUCUAGUCACAUAAUUUUGAUGAUUUCCAUUGCCUUAUUAAAAUUGAUUGUUAAAAACUGGAUUAGAAUCCAAGAAUGUAUAUUCUUCAGGAAAUAAAUACUUAUUUGGUUAAGUGAAUAUUAGGAUUCUUGAGGUUAAGAAUAUUAGUUUAUGAGUAGACCAUUUCUUGUCCGAUUACAAUUAAUGAUGUUAAAUAUAGUGUUUAUCCAUUUUAAACCAUGGCUACAAUUUUCUUUUGUUUGAUCUUGCAGAAAUCUGGUGAAAUCCCACAGAUAUGUAGGAACCCUUCCUGCUAACCUUCGCUUAAAUUCUUCAUAUUUGUGCUACAUGAAGUGAUUGGCGGCAUGUGGAACAAACCGCAAAGAGGCAUGUUCGUCGUUCUGCUUGGGGCAUACAGAGUGGGGGAAGCCGAAACUGAUAAUUCUAGUGUGAGGACCAAAGAAAAAAAGACGAAUCAGGCUGCUGCUCGUUGUAUCUGACUACGAUGCUUAGUGAAAAAUUGCAGCAGUUGAGGUAAUUCUAGUUUGCCCUUGGAAAAAUGAAGAUGGGAAGGUUAAUGAAGAAGACACAGGCCUGCCUCUUGUAUAGUGUUACUAUAGAGAAUAGGUAUUUUUAUUCUAUAACCAACUAAAGAUUAUUAGAUCUUUUAGGACAUGAAAUGAAAAUUUGUUUGCUA
Molecule: messenger RNA, 5822 nt
Organism: Salvia miltiorrhiza (redroot sage)
Lineage: Eukaryota; Viridiplantae; Streptophyta; Magnoliopsida; Lamiales; Lamiaceae
Product: phospholipid-transporting ATPase 1-like
Exons: 7
Coding region: 939-4985 (1348 amino acids)
Biological process (GO): phospholipid translocation
Cellular component (GO): plasma membrane
Molecular function (GO): ATPase-coupled intramembrane lipid carrier activity; ATP hydrolysis activity; ATP binding
Source: RefSeq, a predicted model, not a curated record